AUGCGUGGUAAACCAAGUGAUUUUGGCUUAAUAUCCCCUCAAACUUACAUGCACAAACUAAUAUCUCACACCAAGACUGGGGAGAACUUGAAGCUAGAGCCACAGUCCGGCAGUAUGCUCCCUCUGGUGAUUUUCUCCUGCUUCCUGCCAGUGGAGAGAAUGGCUGAUAGGAACCAACUCUCCAAGCUCCAGGAGAAGUUAGGCCUCCACAGUCUCACCAUGAGGCGUGAGGGUCUCGUCACCAAGGUAGUUCCCAAGAUGACCAUGUUCUAUAAACAACUCAGGGAGAAAGCUACUACAAUCACAGGGGAUUUUGGUCUCUUAGAAGAGGAAUGGGUAGGUGAACUCGGGGGUAACCUGGUGGUGAAGGCCCUCCCCGCCGCCCGCAGCAAGCCGCUCCGGUGUGUGCGCCGCGCUCUCGGUGGAAGACACCUGCGCUUCCUUCCCCACCCUUCUCCGCCCCUUUCGCUGCGGUUUCUCACCGCCUUUGGGAGCUCGGGAGCGCCUGCUGGAGGAGGAGCAGGGGGAGGAGGCGGAGGGCGAGGAGUAGGGGCGGGGUGGGUGGGGAGAGAGCCGGGAGGGUGUGGACUGGCAGCCACUCUGCAGCUGGUCGCCGGGGACGGGGUUCCUCCCGCGCGCCCGAGUGAUGGAGGGGAAGAGAUUUGCUUAGACACACACACGCGCACACAGCUGGGCACGUCUCCGGGAGGCAGCUGCCGGCUCGGGCGCGCCGGGGGCCGGGCGGCGGCCGUGACAGCGCCAGCCGCGGGGAGCGGGGCUCCCGCACCGCUUGGCACCGGCGGCUCCGAGAUCCAGGAAGGGAAGAUCCCAGCUGCACUGACUGUUGCUCUUUUGGGCAGAUCCGGAGGAAGCAGGCUACCCCAGGAGCUGUCACAGAGGACACCGGAGGCUCUCCCCUCGGCGCUCGGAGUCCGGGGCCGCGCCGGCGCCCGCGUGGGGCGAGGAGGAUGCGCACCGCCUCCCGCAGAGCCGCUGCGGGCCCGGGCACUGCGUGGACUCGGGCUCCGGCGGCUGCCCGUGCCGUGCCUGCGCCGCGGGAGCGCGCCCUGCCGCACCUGGUUCCAGCUUCCCGGGGAAGUGCAGGCAACGCGCCCUAAACUCCACUACUUCUCGCCCGCUUCCUCCCCCUUCCGGCUCCCCGCCUGGGACCUCGCCGCCGCCGCCUGCGUGUGGGGCCCGCCCGCCUCUUACUCUCACGCGCGCACGCACAGCGCGGUCGCUCGCUCCCUUUCACGCCGACUGGCUCACGGCGGAGCCGGAGCCCGGGCUUCCGAAACUACUGGACCCACUGACGCCGGGACUGAGGGAGCCGACCCCCGGCCCGGCGCGCCCCGGCGCCCGCGCCCGCCGCCGCCGCGCCCCGGACGGAGAGAUAAUCAGGUGCCCAGAGGCUCCGGUAUUGGUGUCUUACCUUCUCCAUGGCGUUUCUGGUGUCUUCUUCUGGGGUCUCGUUGGCCAACCUUGAAAUACGUGGAAAUUAGAGAAUCCACUGCAUAUAGUCUUCUUGGAAAUUUCCAUCGUAUCUGCUCAGAACUUUCUGAAUAAACAUACAGAUUUGAAGGUGCUAACAAGCAGGGAACAAGCCAAAAGGACCGGAGGUAGGUGAGAAGAGGCCAUGGAACAUCCACCGAGCAGAUAAUCC
This is a messenger RNA of Mustela lutreola (European mink), 1663 nucleotides long. Its product is annotated as SKI family transcriptional corepressor 1-like. Lineage: Eukaryota; Metazoa; Chordata; Mammalia; Carnivora; Mustelidae. The transcript is spliced from 5 exons. The coding region runs from base 1 to 1566 and encodes 521 amino acids. The record is from RefSeq and is a predicted model, not a curated record.